This is a messenger RNA of Neospora caninum, 9030 nucleotides long. RefSeq names its product gh12570, related. Lineage: Eukaryota; Apicomplexa; Conoidasida; Eucoccidiorida; Sarcocystidae. Gene Ontology annotation, cellular component: nucleus. The coding region runs from base 1 to 9030 and encodes 3009 amino acids. The transcript is spliced from 9 exons. Gene Ontology annotation, biological process: protein desumoylation. The record is from RefSeq and is a predicted model, not a curated record. Gene Ontology annotation, molecular function: deSUMOylase activity.
AUGUCACGACAGUUCAAGCAGCCUCGUGCUUCGCUUCACGUUUCUCCCGCCGUGCUUUCCUCGCCCUCGCGGCAGCCUCUGCGCGCACUGGUCCUCGGAGGCGACGGAGGGAAGGGGGGGGAAGGCAGUCGGAGCGCCGCCUUCGAAGCCGGAGCCGGAGAAGGCGAGGCGAGUGGCAAAACAGAUACGCAUGCAAAGGAGAGGCUGGAGAGAGGAGACGACACGAAACCUCGCAGAUCGGGACUGUUCCGGUCCCUCCAGGGAGACAGUGCAGGAACAGAAGACGAGACUUCAGAAAACGAGCGACGCCUACACAGGCCUCCACCUCGUCGAUCGGGAGGCAGCAGCGCUACGGACUCGCUGAGGUUUCUGGAGCGCGAGGGAGAGGAGAGAAAGAGGAAAAACGAGAGGAAGAAGAUGAAAGCGAGCAGCACGCACAGCGCAAGGCAACGGAGGGAAACAGAAGGAAGUGAAGACGGCGACGGGAGUCCCCGUCUUCUUGGUCGACAUCUUUCCACCUUUUCUUCCAUCCCUCGUGCCUCCGCACACAGGGUCACUCCUUCAGUUUCGAAGUCUUCCAGUUCGUUUUCGAAUCUCGUCUCUGCUUCUUCCUCGUCCUCUUCCUCUUCUUCGUCCUCGUCCUCUUCCUCUUCUUCGUCCUCGUCUUCGUCUUCGUCGUCUCCCUCUUCCUCUUCUUCGUCCUCGUCCUCUUCUUCCUCCUCCUCCUCGUCUCACUCCUCUGCUGCGCCUGGUAUUGUGACGGGCUGUCUCGCGCCUUCCUGGCUGCUGUCAACGCUGGGCGUCUCUCCGGUGGGCGUCGCCGCAGUUUCGUCUUCCUCGGGUGUAGCGACAGCUCGCACGGGGGCAGCUCUGGGGACCGCAAAAGAGCAAAGAGCUGCGCUCCGGACGGCGUCGGACGCGUCUGCUCGCGAAGACAGCAGUGCAGGUGAGGCGGAAUGGAGGCUUGCGCGAGUGAAGGGAGGCGCGAGAAAUAGAAAGUCCGAGCGAGUAGAGAGAAGGGAGCAGGGCGGGGACGAGCCGGAUCGGGGGGAUCCCCACGGGAGAAGUCGCGGCAAAUCACCUCGCCGACGAGGCCGAGACGACAGAGGGAGCGAGAGGGACGAUUGCGGGGUUCCGGAGCCUAGAGAAGAGAGUGAAGACGACGCAGCCUCUGGAGGUGAGAGAAAGAGGAGAAGGUACCAAGACCAGAGAGGAAGACGCGAGACUCGGGCUUCCCGUGAGUCGGACUUGGAAGAAAGGGGUGUCUCAUCCCGCGGCGAGGCGUCCAGGAGGGCGCGCUCUUCGUCUCGCGCGAAAGAGAAGAGAGAGGAGAGGACACCAGGCAGUGAGGGGGAAGACGGUUGCGAUGGAGGGAGGGCCGAGUUCCAGGAUUCGGUUUCGGAGGUGAAGAAAGGCCGGCGGGGGGAGCGCGAGAAGUCGAGGAAAGCCAGAAAAGACGCGAAACUCGGGGCAAAGAAAAGCGAGAGAAAUCCCGCCGUCGCAUCGCUGACUUCGCCUUCACUUCUCCUGUAUCCUCCGUCCACCCUCUUCACGUCCACUCGUCACGCUUCCACGCUGCUUCCUUCCCACUCCCGAAGCUUUGGGGCCGGAAACUUCACGCCUUCGCUGGUGAACGCGCGACUUGACGGACCCGCCAUCGGUGCGGGGCUUAUCUCUCGGCUUCCACUCGAAGCUUCUCUCUCUCUGGGCCGAGGUUUGGACAAUCGAGACCGCGAGAGAGAACGGGCCGUGUCAGAUGCGAGCAGCCAGGUGCCGAGUCACGCUCCCCACGAACGCGCCGAAGGUCUCGCCGCCACUUCUGUGACGGAGGGGGAAACGGACUUGCCUCAGAUGAAGACGGGGUCUCCGCCGCCGUCGCUGAGCGCUUUGUUGCAGGUGUCAGCUCCUGUCGCGUCUGGCGAGGGGAAGAAGAGGGAAAAGGAGAGAAAAGAAGGCAACGGAGAGCGAGAGCCGACGACAGAGUCACGAGGCAGAGCGGAAGACGAAAACGCGAGGAGCGAGACGAGGCCAACUGACACACGAGCGCAAGGCGAGGAAGAAGGCGCGGAAGAAGGGGAGCGUGAGGGGCGUGAAGGCUGGGUGGUUGACUGCGCGGAGGACGGUGCAUUGGACGCCUCAUUCCAGCUUGCGGGUCAGAGUGGAGCUGUGUGUACAGCGGAGGGAGAAGACGCACAGGAUGAACCUGACGCCGGAGAUGCUUCGAGGCCUGCGGAAAGCAGGAAGAGAAAGACAGGCAGAAGACGGACAGUCGCGUGCUGCUCCGUGGGCAUUCAGUGGGAGGAACCGGCGGCCGCUGUAGCGGUCGAGGGAGAAAAGACCGGUCGCGACAGCCCCUUCCCGUCCUUGUUGCAGGAAGAAGAAAGCGAGCACGAAAGAGAACGGAAAGAAUUUCUGCGCUUCUGUCAACAACUGCAGCCCUCCAUGGCCUCGCUGUCUUCCGCCCUCUUCGUCCAGUCUCUUUCUCCGUGUGUCUCCGCUGCCCGCAAAGAGUCGCACCCUGUCGAGGCGAGGGACGGGGCCGGACGCUUCUGUUAUCGAAACGACGAGGCUUUGCCUUCUCCGUCGCUUGUCGAGUCCCCCCGGGCUGGAGAAGAGACGGAGAGUCUCGCGCGGCUUGGCGCGAGUUCCUCUCCUUCGCAUCCGAGGUAUCCCCACGCCUUUCCUCUGUGUGGUGAGCCUUCCUCUCCUUUCUCUUCUGCUCUUGCCUCGGCCUCGCCACCUGCGUCUUCGCCUGUCCCUGUUUCUUCCGGUCCUGCGUCGUCGCCUCUGGAUCCGCUCCUUGGCGUGUCGUCGUUUGGCAUUGCACCCGGGGCUUUGUUUGGAGAGGCGCAACUCGCCGCGAGGGGGUCUGCGACGGCCGCGAGUCUUGGCGCGCCCGGCUUUGAGGCUCGAAGGGAUCCUGAGCCGGACGGUCCGCAGAGAGAGGAAAGCGGAGAUGAAGCCGAGAGAGAAAAGGCGGCCGCGCUGUGGAGACUCGAGGAGCUGAAGCAGCUGGGGAGACAAGUCAGUUUGUGGGGCGAAAGGAGAUUCUUGUCGGGGGCCUUUUUCGGGAUCGACGGCGGAGAAGACCGCGCGGAACUUCUCGAGCAACUGGGCGUUCAGCUGGAAGACGAACAGGAAGGAUUCUCGGACCGACAAGAAGACGACGACGAGGAUUUUCAGGAGUCCGUUCAGCAGCAAUUGCUCUUCUUUCAGCGUAUCCAGCGCGAGCAGCCUGAUCUGUUCCCGCGGACGCUCCGCCAGAAGAAAGAAAGGCAAGAAAAGCGCGAGGGGGGUGAGAGCGACGCAGCGGUCGCGCCUGCCUGUUCACCUUCCUCGUCGCCUGCCACGCCACAAGGGAAGAAGCGCGCGGACGAGAAGAGCGGCCUGCCUGGGACCAAGGAAAAGGAAGAAGACGCAUGCAGUGUGCACUCUGAUUCAACGGUUUGCCUGCCUCCGUACUUUUAUGUCGCCCUCUCGCCCUCGGGCGUUUCUCCGCAUUUGAAGCGACGCCCCUCGCCGGGAAAGCGGCACCCGACUGCGGAUCUUUUUUCGCGAGACGCGCAGGAAGAUGAAGGCCUUCUGCCAAGUGUCCGGAAGUGUACAGGCAGAACGGAGGGCGCGGCGCUCUCUGCGUCGUCCGCCGACCCCAGCGGAGAAGCCCCGGCUGAGGAAACCAGAGCGGAUGUUCGGCGUCGAGAGGUUGCGGAGCAUGCACUCUUCCUGCAGCGCAGACACGAGACUCGCCUGUGGCGCAGAUUGCUGGAGGGAGACGAGGGAGAAGAUUUGCCGGGAACGACAUGUCCUUUCGAGCGCGUGCGACGAGCGAGGGUCAGUGCGCCUGCGGGUGUCGCGCUCGAUUGCUGGCUGCCGCAGCGAGCGGCGGAUGUGCAAGGCGACCUCGAGACACAGCAAGGAAGAGGAGGAGAGUCCGAAGAGACAGAAGAACUCGCAACGCGGGACGCAGUAGCGAUAGGAGAGGAUAGAGGUGAGGUCGAGGACGAAGGGAAGGAGGCGGCCGACGAGCACGAGGAGGAAGACAGACCCCGUGAAGAAGGAGAGAGAGAAGAUGUGAGCCGCGCGGCGCGUGUGGCGGGGUCUGAUUUGAACGACGAUGACGGGAGCGAGAAGGCGGAGACAGAAGAAAAUCCGCUGGCCGAGAAUACGCUUCUUUCUGUUCCUUCGUCCGGCGUCGCGUCUUGCAGUGAGAGAGAGACAGACGAGGAGAUCGAGAACGACGCUGAAGGUGAUCUGAGAGGGGACGGUGAGGCCGUCGAGGGCGGGGCAGCGCGGCGCUGGCUCUUACUCGCGAGUGGGCGUCACAAUGUCGCAAGAGAGACCUUGAGCGAAGCGCGCGACAUCGCUGGCGACGGAGCGCCCCCGGAACAGCGAGAGAGAGAGAGAGCGCGGCCAGAAAAGCCCGUUGCAGAGGAAGACAGACAAGAUUUUUUCGACAGUGCGCGGGGCGAGGCUGACCUCGAAGCGAAAGAAGGGAGGGACGAAGAGACAAAGGACAGAGAAGACCAGCCUCCCGUUUUACCGUCUUUCCCUCUCCUCGAGGCACUGGCUUCAGCGGCUGCUUCACCUGACGCGCUGCAACCUGCCGCAGCCUCACUUCUCGACUCUUCUUCCGGUCUUGGACAAGUGUCUCAGCGUCGGUCUCCGCUGCACGCUGCUCGAGAUCUCGCGACGCCACAGGCAGGCACGGACGCCGGUUCCUGUCCCGUUGCUUCGUCUGUGGAUUCCUUCGCAGCCCCGUCUCCGAAAGGUUGCCUCGGCGCCCCGUUUGUGUGUCAGGCGACGCCCUUCCCGCAGGAGCGUGAAGAAACGUCGUUCUCUUCCGGUGCGGGGGCUCGCAAUGGCGAAGAGGAGGGAGGAAGAGAGAGCGAAGAGUGUCUGGACACUCUCCUCGCGAGGCCGGCGACAGCAGAAGACGCCGAAGGUGAAGAGCGGGAAACUCGCUAUUCUUGCCAGGCAGAAGAGAGCGCGACGGGGACCGUGCUCUCGUCGGCUGUCUGCGGGUCCGUCGCGGUCUCUUCAUUUCAAGAUGGGAAGAAAGUCGAAGAUUCUCACGUUUCCGAGCCAUCCUGGGCAAGUGCGCAGCUGUCUGGGAGCGGGGAAGAGAAGGAAGGGCCGGAAGAGGAAGAGGCGUCUGCCUCACCUGGCGGGUGUGAAAACGUCGCAUUUCUCUCAGAGUCAAUUUCCGAUACUCACUCGCUUUCUUCCUCUUCGUUCGAGCACUCUGCGUCUGCCAGUUUUGUGGGGUUGGAAUGUGCGCGGACAGAGACAACACUGUUCGCGUCUCAUCCACAGAACGGAGAAGUGAGGGAAGAAAUUCUGGAGCGACAAGGGGCGGCGGCAGAUGCAGAUGGAGGAGCGGGCAACGCGCAAGGGGGGUACCGGUCCGCAGAGUCGCCAGGCGGAGACCCCUGCGAGCAAGAGAGCGCAGGAAGACGAGGACACGGAGUCGAAGCCCGCAUCUGUGGCGUCUCUCAGAAAACGGAAUCUGGUGGAGGGAAUAUCGAAGAGACACAAGAGGAGGCGAGCGUCUCCCAGAGAAGCGCCGGACGGGACUGCGAGGUUCCCACGCCCAGAGAAGUGGAGGAACGACGAGAGAAGACCUGUGAAGGUCUGGGCGACAAGGAAGAGGGAGAUGAUUCUCAGAAAGAAGAAAGACAAGACGAACGCAGAAGAGGACAGAUGCAACCGUCCAGCAGUGCCUGGGCGGGGGGUUCUGAGAGCGAGUACGCUCAAGACGGCGAGGGAACCGAGGACGGUCCGAGAGACAGCCAGGCCUCGAUACGCACUGACCGAAACGAAGGCCAGACCCAUCACACGGCGUGUGUCUCUUCGCUGGUUUCCAAUUUGGAGCUCUUUUCCUCGCCGCAGCGUUCCUCGUGUCGCUUCUCCCGUUCUCCUCUUCUGCAUCACGCGUCGACGCCGCUCCCUCUCGAAGUGCAGACUCCCACUCCGUUGAAAGAAAUCACACCUGACGGGGCAGAGAGACAGGAGACACCGGUAGAGGACGGGAGACAAGAUGGCCAGGAGGAGGCAUGGCGACAGGAGGCACAGGCAGACGGGGGGAGGAACGUCAGGUCCAACGCAGAGAGCGAGGAGAGAGAGGAGGCGCGAUGUUUGGAGUCGGAUCUGGGGGGAGAGACCCACGGCUCGUAUGUGAUGAGAUCAGAGGAGUCUUCUGAAGAAGAGGCGAGCGUUUCUCGCUUCUCUUCCGUUUCGAGUUCCGCGUCUUGUGUCGCAAGAGAGGCUGAGCCGAGUGGUGUUUCUGAGCAGAGACAGCCCGGUGCGGUUUGUGUCGGUUCCGCGUCGAGUCCAGAAGAGAAGGAUUUCUCCGAGGUCGUUUCGUCCGGGCUUUUGUCUCCGCACUUUCGGCUGCCUGCGCCGUCUCCCGCGUUUCUCGCAGCCCUCCAGGACUCACCGCCGGCGCCCUCUGAAGCUUCGGCCUCCUCCGGACUCCUGUCCGCAUGCCUCUCGCCGUGUCCCUCCUCGGGCUCUUCUUCCUCGCCCGUCCUUCCGCUGCCGGCACCGUCUCCGCUUUUCUCUCCCUCCUGUUUGCACUCCCGGGCCCUCGAGGGACUGCGGCGCGGCGCGGAGCUCGAAGAGCGGGGCGAGGAAGUGGGGGCGGAAAAGGCCAACAGGGAGACGGCCGUCGCGCUGCUCGAGCCUGCGGGCGACCCGAGUGCGCGGAGAGGAGGCGAUCCAGGUUUGGAGGGAGGAAAGGUGGCGGCGUCCAUCCGGGCAUUGCCUGCAAAAACUGCAUCCACUGCGGGGGGCUCUGCGCGACGCGACGGCAGAGGGCGAGUGGCGGACCAAGUCGCUCGCAGAGAGCGACGCGCAGCCGACAGACGCGCCACGUCUUCCAGAGAGCGAGGCAGUCGCCUCUGGGGGAGAAGCGACAGCGAGAGCAGCCGAGAGCGCGAGAGGCGACGGAGGCAGAGAGACGGCAGUCCCUUGCGUUUGGCGCACGCAGACGAAGACGACCGGACGCAGGGCGAGCAAGAGCGAGAGGUAGAGGAGGGGAGGACGCGUGGAGCGUCGCGGUGUGCAGAAGCCGAAGAGAGACGCAGAAGCCCCGAAGACGCAGACGAGGACAAAGACGAGUGCGUUCUGAUUGCGGGUCCGGUUCGCGACCGAGGCGCGGAGGGUCGGCUGUCGAUUUCUGGAGUUUGCGCGGCUCUGGAGAGAAGGAUGGAAGAGAGUCGCGAAACCACAGAGAGCGCAGCGCGACAGAACGAAAGUGGAGGCGCCCGCGAGCAGGACGUUCUCUCUUUUGUGCGACAAGAGCAUCGAAGGAAAGCCUCCACGGACCAGUCCUGCGCAGAGCCGGCGUCGCCCUGGGGCUCGACUGUGUCCGACAUGUCGACUCGCCCCGUUGUGCAUGCGGUCUCGCCUCCCCACCCGUCUCUUGCUCGCACAUCCGUUUCCCCUAGCGAACGGUCGGCCGCCCCGCAAAACUCCGUUUCUUCUCUGCCUUCUCUGCGGCCUUCGCCGGGUUCUCGGCGAGGAAGCAGCCCCGUCGAGACGGACGCGUCUCUGUGGUCCGAGUCCGGUUCUUCUCCGCCGGCGAAGAAGCAGAAGGCCGUCGUGUGUUUGGAGACGGAGACGGCGCUGGGUCUCUCGCCUGGCUCUUUGGAGGCAGGCGACUCAGACGGCGCGGGUGCGCGCGGGACAGCCCAGACGCGUAGGGGCGGAGACCUGGAAGGAAGCGGCCUUCCGGCGUCGAGCUGUAGCCCGCGCGCGGCGGCUUCUGGUUCCGGACUCUCGCCAGCGGACAAGAGACGCGAGAGAGCGGCGGAGAGACGCACGUUCUCGCCGCCGCAGGCGGCUGUGCUGGUUCUCAGCGACGAAGAAGAAGAGCCUUCGCGAAUCGAGGGCGCUCGUCCUCCGGAGUCACGCGAAGCGGCUUUCGACGGAGAGCGGGAGGCCAGAAGGGUGGCGCAUGCAGGGGAUGCAGGAGACAGAGAGAAAGAGGAGGAGCGCGAGGCCGAGGCGGAGGGUAGCGAAGACGUGGCCGCGAGGAUGGCGCAAAGCGAGCGAGACUUGGCGUGUGGUCGGACGCAGAGGGAAGGGGCCAGGAAGGUGGAAGAACGGGGCGCCGGACAGAGGAGAGGAACGGACGAGGGACGGGACGAAGAGGAGAGACGCGAGAGAGUGCUUGAGAGGAGAAGAGUGCGGCCAGACAUCGAACCGAGUCGUCCACGCUCCGAAGGCGACAGACUCGCCCUCCGAUCGCCGUCGCACGGAAAGCCCGCAACACGUUCGGCAACCGGAGAACGGUGGAAGCUUUCUCGAGAGGACCAAACUGCGCUCGCCGGGUUGUUGCAGAGACUCGGCAAAACGCGAGGAAACGACGGCGACGUGAUCGUCCAUCGCGCCGGCAUUCCUCUGACUGUAAAAAGCCUCAGGGGCUUAUUGCCAGGAGGCCUUCUCGACGACGAAGUGAUAAAUCUUUAUAUGGUCCUUCUUCAAGAAAGAAACGACCGCAACGUCAGGGCUCAGAGCCGAUCGAUAGCGUCGCCUCCUCGCCGGUGUCAGUUUUUCCCCUCUCACUUUUACGCGAGUCUGCGGAAAGGCGGCUUCGACAGUGUUCGACGCUGGACGCUUCGGAAGAAAGUGGAUAUUUUUGAGCAAGAUGUCCUGGUCUUCCCGCUUCACGUGGUUGCCGAGACGCACUGGGCGCUCGGAGUCGUCAAUUUCAGAGAUCGCACUCUGGAAUACUACGACUCUCUGGACUACCAAGAGGAAGGACGCGAGUUUGGAGACAAAAUCAGAGAGUACCUGCGCUGCGAACACCUCGACAAAAAGAAACUGCCCUUCGACGCGGAAAAGUCGCUUCAGCCCCUCGUGAAGAAAGUUCCGUACCAAGAGAACUCGUCCGACUGCGGAGUGUUCUGUUGCCAAUUCGCGGAGCACCUCGGCGCCGGCCGCCUCGCGUUUGACUUCGGCCAGGCCGAUAUCACCCCUCUGCGCUAUAAAAUGAUGCUUCAGCUGUGUCAAACGUACGUCGCGUGA